AUCCGAGAUGCGUGUGCUUGCGUAGAAGUGGUAAUGGAGGAUGAUCUAUUUACAGGGGGCUUAGUUAGCAAGCUGUCUUCUUUCUCUUAUGUGCACAACUGCUGUUUCUAUUGAUUACAACGCAAAGGAACAACGUCGUGAAUCAAUCCCGAGGAGGUGGAACUGCCAUUGAGUUUUGGGAUGGCGUCAGACGUAGUUUCCCAAACCCAUGGUUCCAAGGGGAUCAUGACUUUUUACCCCACUGUUGAGGAGUUCAAGAACUUCAGCCGCUACAUUGCAUAUGUUGAAUCCCAGGGAGCACAUAAAGCAGGCCUGGCUAAAAUUGUGCCACCAAAGGAAUGGAAGCCGCGAAGCUCUUAUGACGAUAUAGACGACUUGGUGAUCCCUGCACCCAUUCAGCAGGUGGUGACAGGCCAGUCGGGCCUUUUCACACAAUACAACAUUCAGAAGAAGUCCAUGACCGUGAGAGAGUUUCGCAAAAUGGCCAACAGUGACAAGUUCUGUAGUCCACAUUAUGAUGACUUUGAGGAGCUGGAAAGGAAGUACUGGAAGAAUGUGACAUUUAACCCUCCCAUAUAUGGGGCAGAUGUUAAUGGAUCGCUAUAUGGCCCUGAAGUCAAAGAGUGGAACAUUCGCCGACUGAACACCAUUUUGGAUACUGUUGAAUCUGAAAGCGGCAUCACUAUUGAGGGUGUUAAUACACCCUACUUGUAUUUUGGCAUGUGGAAGACCACUUUUGCAUGGCAUACUGAGGACAUGGACCUCUACAGUAUCAACUAUUUGCACUUUGGAGAGCCCAAAUCGUGGUACUGUGUUCCUCCAGAGCAUGGGAAAAGAUUGGAGCGUUUAGCUAAAGGGUUUUUUCCUGGUAGUUCCCAAAAUUGUGAGGCCUUUUUGAGGCACAAGAUGACUCUCAUAUCUCCCUCUAUACUGAAGAAGUAUGGCAUUCCGUUUGAUAAGAUUACUCAGGAGGCUGGUGAGUUCAUGGUAACUUUCCCGUAUGCAUAUCAUGCUGGUUUCAACCAUGGUUUCAACUGUGCAGAAUCCACCAACUUUGCAACAGAGAGAUGGAUUGAGUACGGCAAGCAAGCAGUUUUGUGCUCAUGCCGUAAAGACAUGGUGAAGAUUUCCAUGGAUGUAUUUGUUAAAAAAUACCAGCCAGAUCGUUAUGAACAGUGGCUGGCAGGACGAGAUGUGUCACCCAUUGACCACACGCGGCCCACCCCAGAGGCGAGGGAGUUCCUGGGGGAGUCCUUUAAUGACAUCACCAGCAACAGUAACAGUAACUCCGUGGAGAGCUGUGAGGAGGAUGGAGAGCGGAAGAGCACUACACAGAGGAUAGAGACCAAGAGACACCGAGUGUGCCUGGAGGUGCCUAAGGAGGUUGUUCCCAAAGAUGAAGAUGUGGAGCAGUAUGGGAAGCGUCCCCGGCUCAGCCUUAUACCUCCACGCGCCAUUUUACAAGAGGGCAAAAGAAAUAAAGGCCCACCGAAGUUGGUUGUCACACCAACCAAGCUCACUUUAUUGGAUCCAUUUCAUAGGGGCUUGACCCAAAGUGUCAGUGAUGUAGGACGCCCCCCACAUUAUACUAAGACUCGCGCCCCUGCUAUCUCGUCUCAGUCCCUGCCCAGAAACGGACAUCUAUCAGUUUCCGCUGCACCUUCGUGGACGGAAAUCAAGGCUCAGCCUGUCCGCAAAAUGGGGGUAGCCAGCCUGCUCUUCCACAGGACUCUGAGCCCAAAAGACACUCUUCAAGUGCACAGCUAUACGCUAGAAAGGCAGCAGCAGCCUCGCACACAGCUGCAGGUGCACAGCUAUGCCAGAGAGCAUCAACCCCGUCAUCUCCAGCACAAAACCUGUACACCGUCACACACACAGGCUCAGUCCUCGCCUCAGGCCCCAAGCUGUGAAAGGACGGAGCCACAGCCACAAUCCAAGAUUCUUCUUACCAAAGCACUACCGAUUAAGUCCGAAGCACCGAGUCUUGUGGAGCAGGACCAAAAGAUGGACAAACCUAAAAUGUCUAUGCCUGUUGAGGCUCAGGCAGAAGUGCAGAAGCCUGAAGUUAAGCCCACCAGCACGUCUGCUUCCUCUCAGACUCAAACACAACUCAAAGAGCUGUCCAAAACCCAGAUGGAGGCCCCCAAGAACAACAAGCGAAAGAGUAAGCCAUCCCCCCUUUUGGAUAGUGGCAUCAUCAUCCUGAAUGACACCGUUCCUGCUGCGAAACCGAUCCAUAAUGAGGUGAAAGUGAUCGCUCAGAAUCAUCACCAGGUGUCAGAAGAGCAGUCGUACUGCAAGUCAGUCGUAAAGAAGCAACAGAAGCAGGCACAGCUCUGUACGCUGCCCCGUCAUCACCCUCUAAUCAGAGAGGUGCACAGUGACGAUGAUGUGAACGUAUAUGUGGAGUUUGAGCAAGAGGAGAAAGAGGAGUGGGCGAAGCCACUGACCCAGCUGUGGCAGUGUCGGCCACAUGACCCUCAGGCAGAGAGGAAGUACAACAAGAGCAUGGGCCAGCAGGCCCCCUACUGCUCCAUCUGCCUGCUCUUCCACACUUACCAUCAGUCUGAGUCCAGUAGCGGGAGUUCCAGCGUCACGUUGUUGAACCGUAAAGGGGACCGCCAGUGGUCCAAGCCACUCAUCCCUGAAGUCUGUUUCAACACCCAGUCCAGCAAGACGAAUGAUAACGGGGAGGGGCAGCUGUCCAACCCUCACGUAGCAGAGGACGGGACCAGCCAGCUGGUCAGCUGUGCUCAGUGCUGCGUCCGCGUACAUACCAGUUGCUAUGGGGUGUCAGCGGAUGAAGCAGAGCUACACGACUGGCUGUGUGCCCGCUGUGAGGCUAAUGCCGUCACCGAGGACUGCUGUCUGUGUUCCUUGAGAGGCGGCGCUCUGCAGAGAGCCAACAAUGACAAGUGGGUUCAUGUGCUGUGUGCCAUCACUGUGCUGGAAGCUCGCGUCAAUAACGCGGACGCCCCCGUUGACCUCUCUGCAAUCCCUCGCCGCUUCAGACUGAAGUGUGCGUACUGCAGGAAACGGAUGAAGAGGGAGGUGAAUGGCUGCUGUGUCCAGUGCUCCCACGGGCGCUGCUCAACGGCAUUCCACCCCACCUGCGCUCAGGCAGCUGGUAUCCUCAUGCACCCGGAUGACUGGCCGUUCAUAGUCUUCAUCACCUGCCACAGACACAGAGCGCCCCUCUUACCUGAGCGCAACGCGGCUUCCAUGCGCGAGCUGGCAGUCGGGCAGAGGGUGAUCUCGAAACACAAAAACGCCCGCUACUACCAAUGCGACGUGGUGGAGCUGACCACGGCAACCUUCUACGAAGUAGUGUUCGACGACGGCUCCUACAGCGACAACCUCUUCCCAGAGGACAUCGAGAACCGCGACUGCGUCCGGCUCGGUCCACCCGCCGAAGGUGAUGCAGUUCAAGUGCGAUGGACAGACGGGUUGAUAUAUGGAGCCAAGUUUAAGGCAUCGCACUCAAUUCUUAUGUACCUGGUGGAGUUUGAGGACGGAUCACAAAUCAGUGUCAAGCGAGACGACAUCUACACUCUGGAUGAGAAUCUGCCCAAACGAGUCAAGUCACGAAUGUCGGUGGCGUCAGACAUGCGCUUCGAGCUCUUCUCGCAGAACGACGUCAAACAGAACUCCAAAAGGCAACGAGUCAUCAACUCCCGAUACAGAGAGGACUACAUCGAGCCCAUCAUUUACCGAGCCAUCAUGGAGUGACGUCCCUUUUUCAUUUCUCUCUCCUCCUGCUUUCCACCUCUCCUCUCCAAACCCUCCAAAUCGUCAACCUGCGGCGGAGAUAAGCAGCUCCAGAUCUUUGUGUCUGUACUGCUGAUAGGAACGACCAGCUAGGAACGACCAGCUUCCUCCUCAUUUCUUCUUCUUCUUCUUCUUCUUCUUCUUCUUCCACGGCCUGUCAGGCUACAUAUUUAUGAAAUACGGCUGGGACUUAAAAUGACUUUUGUGUGCGUUGAAUAAUGUUCUUUGACCUCCGUUAACCAUCACGCUCUGUAGAUUGUGUUUUCUUCCUUCAUUUCCUUAUUUGAUUUUGUUUCUCAGGAAGAAGCCAUCAGUGAAUUAUUAAAUAUGGAAAAGGUUGGACUAUCUUUAACAUUUUUUUUUUUUUUUUUUUUUCUACCGCCACAUUUAGCAGCUGUCAAGCAAACUUUGCAUGUCAUACAUUGGACUUUUAGUGACAUUUCUUCUAUAACUUACCUUUUGCUCAUACAGAUGUUAUUUUCAUAAUUUAUGAAAUUUUUGCAGUGAAGACAAAUUGUGCUUGGGAAUAAGGUUUUUAAAGGAAGCAUUAACUUGGAUCAGCUUUUCACUCAUAAGGUUUAACGAAGGCAGAACUGGAAACUCUUAGCCAAUCAGCUGUUGACUACAAAAACGAUUUGAUUAAUCAAGAACUGUGUUAAGUUGUAACCCCAAAGAAAUUAAAUAAUAAUAUUAGGUAACCUUUUGACAAAUCUUCAGAUUGUACCUAUCACUCCCUCUGCACCAUAAGUAUUUCUUCCCAUAGGUGUGUCUACUGUGAAGAAUGAAGGAAACUAGACCUGUUUUCAAGGCCCAAGCCUUACAUUUUAAAGGGCCAAGCAUACUUUGGUUUUUCCAAACGCUUAAGGUUUAUCAUAACAAUUGUAAGUAAUGUUAUUAAUACACUUUAUUUAUGCAGUGAAUGAGUUAUGAGUGCAUUGAGUUUGAAAAGAAAGCUAUUUUUGUCACGUCCUUUUCACAAUCUGUAGAAAACCUAAGAUGUAUUUUAUAUUUAUUAUAUUGAUUGGUUUUCAGACAUCCUGUUUUAAAUUUAGAGAUAUCGGGAUUGAGGGUGUGAAUGCCAAUCUGGCUCAGCUCCCUCCUUAGCAAAAAAGCACUUUUCUUUUUUUUUUUUUACCUCCUGCCACAGGACAUUUACCAUUUUUGUCAAAACAUUGGCCUCCACUAAGAUUAGUUUUUUUUGAUGAAAGCUAGCUCUAGAGGCGAUCGUUGUAACCAGGUUCUAGUUUGGUCCCAAAUAAACGAAAAAGCGCUAAGAGGAUCAUUUUCAGACUCUGGCAAGUUUUAUUUUUUUUAUUUCUUCAUGUUGAGUCAUUUGUUUCUGCUUUUAAUGCAGAGAAACGGUUUCUGAGUUCUCAGAAGGACCUAGGCAAGUUUUUUUUGUUUUGUUUAUUUAACUCAUUAAACUCGUUUCAACUGUU
Molecule: messenger RNA, 5207 nt
Organism: Perca fluviatilis (European perch)
Lineage: Eukaryota; Metazoa; Chordata; Actinopteri; Perciformes; Percidae
Gene: kdm4ab
Product: lysine (K)-specific demethylase 4A, genome duplicate b
Biological process (GO): chromatin remodeling
Cellular component (GO): nucleus
Molecular function (GO): histone H3K9 demethylase activity; histone H3K36 demethylase activity
Source: RefSeq, a predicted model, not a curated record